UCUGAUUGGCCAGUGACGCACAGGCUAGCCAGCAGUGUGUUUGUGAAUGGCCUUCCCUGACCAAGAUGUGAUGUUAUGAUUUGUAAUGUAAUGUUUUAUCAGCUCCUUAAAUGAUUUAAUCACCGUUUUAUGUAACAUAUUCGACUGACUUGAAUCGGGGAAAUGAUGUCGUCCGCUGAAGGUGCUCGCAAUUCGGACCAGCUGAAUAAAUUCGAGAAACUGUCAGGGAGGCCUCCCCUAGGACUAGCAGCAGGCCAUCGCACACCUCCGGCGCGGAGCGGCCACCGCUGUGUAGCGGACAACACUAACCUGUACGUGUUCGGAGGCUACAACCCUAAUUACGACGAGUCGGGGGGCUCGGAGAACGAGGACUACCCGCUGUUCAGAGAGCUGUGGAGGUACCACUUUGCCACAGGCACUUGGCAUCAGGUGCGCACAGAGGGCUACAUGCCCACGGAGCUGGCCUCCAUGUCAGCUGUUUUACAUGGAAACAAUUUGUUGGUGUUUGGCGGUACGGGGAUUCCUUUCGGGGAAAGCAACGGGAACGACGUCCAUGUGUGCAACGUUAAAUAUAAACGGUGGUCGCUGCUCAACUGUCGAGGAAAGAAGCCCAACAGAAUCUAUGGACAGGCGAUGGCCAUCAUAAACGGCUUCCUGUAUGUGUUUGGAGGGACGACAGGCUACAUAUACAGCACAGACCUGCACAGGCUGGAUCUGACCACCCGAGAGUGGAUCCACCUCAAACCUAACAACCCCUCGCACGACCUGCCUGAAGAGAGGUACAGGCACGAAAUCGCGCAUGACGGACAGAGGAUCUACAUCUUGGGAGGUGGAACUUCCUGGAUGUCCUACCCUCUCAACAAGAUACAUGCUUACAACCUGGAGACUAAUUCCUGGGAGGAGAUCAGAACUAACCCUCAUGAUAAAAUAGGAUACCCUGCUCCUAGGAGAUGUCAUAGCUGUGUGCAGAUUAGGAAUGACGUGUUUAUCUGCGGGGGUUACAAUGGAGAGGUGAUCCUGUCCGACCUCUGGAAGAUCAACCUGCAGACGUUCCAGUGGAGCAGACUUUCAGCCACCAUGCCCGAGCCGGCCUACUUCCACUGUGCUGCUGUCACACCGGCUGGCUGCAUGUACAUCCACGGCGGUGUGGUCAACAUCCGCGAGAACAAGAGGACUGGUUCCCUGUUUAAGAUCUGGCUGGCUGUUCCUAGCCUACUGGAGCUGUGCUGGGAGACCCUGCUGAAAGCCUUCCCUCACCUCCCCCAGCUGCCUGCCCAGGAGCUGGGGGACCUGGGCCUCACACAGGAACUCAUCGAGCGCUUGAAAUAGGACGAAUGCGAGGACGGAGGGAUUGACUAAUGUGUGGAUGGAUGGAUGGAAUAGAGGAUAGAGUACACCCCCCAAUGACGGAAAGCACAGGAUUUGGUUUGAGAUGUUUGUCUUCGUCGCAAAAGAGGGGUCUUUCCCUCCUUAUCGCCUACGUAGCCCGCCUUAAAACCAAAAACAAUGGGAUGCCUUUUUACGUUUCUUUUUUUGUUACAUUUGCACUUCUGAUGAUUUGAAGAAAAAAAAAACUAAAAAACACGAACGAACGAAAAGUGGAAUGUUUGUCUGAACUACAGCUCUUUGUCAGCGGACUUCCCCUGGUGGUCAACUGGUUUAGACGCUCUUGUUCUGUUUUAUCAGCCUUCGCCACUUGAACAAGAAUGCAGAUUCGAAGAAGAGACGCAUGUUUAUUUAUUUAAAAGACUAAAAGAAAA
This is a messenger RNA of Osmerus eperlanus (European smelt), 1760 nucleotides long. It is a transcript of the gene klhdc10, whose product is annotated as kelch domain containing 10. NCBI's taxonomy places the organism in Eukaryota, Metazoa, Chordata, Actinopteri, Osmeriformes, Osmeridae. Gene Ontology annotation, biological process: positive regulation of stress-activated MAPK cascade. The transcript is spliced from 9 exons. Gene Ontology annotation, molecular function: protein binding. The record is from RefSeq and is a predicted model, not a curated record. The coding region runs from base 163 to 1329 and encodes 388 amino acids.